Entrophospora sp. SA101 is the source of this 627-nucleotide messenger RNA. Lineage: Eukaryota; Fungi; Glomeromycota; Glomeromycetes; Entrophosporales; Entrophosporaceae. The record is from the annotation of a GenBank genome assembly.
AUGUACAACCAAAAACAUGUAUACCAUAUCAGAUCCACAUUGAUUAAUUUUGAAUUUGCCGAAUGUGUUGACUUAAAUAAACCAAAUACAAUUCCAUACUCAACAUCACAACUAAUUUUGCUGGCUAUUUUGAAGCCUGGUUUUUUCAGUGAACUUGCAGAUAACAUUGAGGAAUUGAGGGAGAAGUUAGCAACAAUAUCAGAGAAUUCACCAAAAUGUUCAAUUUACGCACUUGCAUGUAAUCCAUCUGGAUCAAUUCUUGCAUCAGGAUCCCCUGAAAAGAUUGUUCGAUUAUGGGAUCCAAGAUCUGGAAAAGGAAUCACCAAGUUCACUGGUCAUACUGACAAUGUUAGAACUGUUUUGGUUAGCGAUGAUGGAGAGUUAAUUUUAUCGGGGUCAUCAGAUACUACUAUAAAGUUAUGGUCAUUAACUGCCCAACGUUGUUUAUAUACAUUUGACAUUCAUUCGGAUUCUGUUUGGUCAUUAUACUCUGAUCAUCCAAGACUAAGAACUUUUUAUGCCGGAAGUAAAGAUGGACUGGUGACAAAAAUUGAUCAUAGUGGCAGUGCUGAAAUUAGGGAUGGUGAUUGUGUAGCUAUUUGUAAAGAAUCACAUGGAGUUAUGAAG